AUGACGGUAUUUCAUACAAAUGUUUCGUAAUAUGGCUGUGGUUUAAUGUAAUGGUUUACCGUAGAAAGGAGGACCAAGCUUCAACCAGGUCACGCUAGCUGGAUUGAGUGGACGUCUGACUUGUGCACACACGCCCUCAGAGAGAUGGAGAUAGAGGGCCCAGAAGGAAAUCCCAGCUCUGUGUGGUCUCCCUCGUAUCCUGCCAGAGCAGAAGUCUUCAGCCCAGCGGAUGGGGCUGAUCAUAUCACAACACCAGGGAGCUCUGAAGAGAACACUCACACAAACACCAUGGGCCAAUCCACGCUGGACCACCAGAGCAGGCAGGUCCCUAACGAGCCUGCUCCCAGCAGAGGUGACCACCAGGAGGAAGAGCGACCGGCUCCCGACACCGCAGACCUCCAGGGAAGAGAGGAUCAGUCUCCUGUCAGGGAUCACCAGAAGGAAGGAGUCUCUGGUAGUGGAUCUGCUAGCUCCCCCAAAGAGAACCACCACAAAGAGGUUCCCGCCGAAUCAACGACCCCCAACUACCUCCAGACCAUCCCACCUCCACCUCCCCCUCCCGUCGACCACCAGGUCACCUCCGACCAGCCCCAGAAGCAGCCCCCCAUCUCCCAGCUGUGCGGCUACCUUCACAAGCUUGGAGGACCUCUGAAGGCGUGGAAGCUGCGCUGGUUCACCUACGAGGAGAAGAAGAGCCAGCUGUUCUACUACAGGACAGCGCAGGAUGUGGCUCCGCUGGGCCGGGUGGGGCUGUGCAGCGCAACGCUAGGAUACCCCCUCAAGGGAGACACCGGAACCUUCCACAUACAGACCCCUGAGCGCACCUUCGUCCUCAAGGCAGCCAACCAGGAAGCGAUGAUGUACUGGCUGCAGCAGCUGCAGAUGAAGAGAUGGCAGCAUCGAGACCAACUGACGGAGCGAGCUAACAGGCCCAGCACAGCCAACCUCGCACCAGGGACAGCCACAGACAACCACUGCCCAGACAGCUUCCUGCCCGUGGUGAAAAUGCCCUGGGGUCUGGUGGGCGAGGAGGCUGCCAGCCGGCCAGCCCCCCCUCAGAGGACGCCUCUGAGCAGCAUGUCCAUCAAACAUCCCCUCAUACACAUCCAGAACUCGGUGCACAGUCUGCGUUCCAAGCGCUCGUCCCAGGAGUUCAGCCAGAGCGUGUUCCACAUUGAGACCCCGACUUGGAGCCCAGCGGAAGCCACCAAGACCCUGUCUCUCUCAGCGCUGGACAGACUCACACCUACACCCACAGCUGGCCCUCUGCUGGUUGACCCUGCAGGAAGGCGUUCUCCAGGGGAGCACAGACCCUCCCUGUCCCCCCUGCCGUCUCCAUCUCCACAGACCAUGAGGAACAGGAGGGGCAACUCGGCUACCAUUCCUUCCUUCGGCAGAGGCACGUCCUCUCCAGACAGGAUGGUCCAGCUCCAGCAGGAGAAACACAUGCUGGCCGAGGAGGUCAAAGCUCAGAAGGAGCUGGUGUGGCUCCUACACAAGGCCCUGGAGGCCGCACAGCUGGAGAAGCGGACGUGCACCGAGUUCCUGGCGGCCGACGGCGAGCAGGAGCGGCUUGAGCUGCUGAGGCACCGCGAGCGGCAGGCCGCCGACACUCGCUGCCGACUGGAGGAGAUGAGGGCCGAGACGGACGAGCUGAGGAGGAGGCUGCUUGAGAGGGAGGCUCACGUGGUAGAGCUGCAGGGCAACAUCAGGCUGAUGAUGGACAAGAACCAGGCCAAGCAGCAGGUGAUUGUGAAGCUGUCUGAGAAGUUGGCGUCCAGUAUGACUGACCCCAGACCAGCAGAGAGUUCCACCAACCAGCUUCAGACCCCCACUCUCCAGCAGCAGGAUUUGGAGAACCUCAGGGAUGACAUAGAAGCUUACAAAACUCAGAACAAAUUCCUAAACUCAGAGAUCCACCAGUUGACCAAGCUAUGGAGAAACAGCUCAGAGCAGGAGAAAAGCUUGAUGGUGAAGUGUGCCUCCCUGGAGGCCAGCCACUGUGGGAAAGAGAGCCGGUACCUGGUGGUUCUGAGGAAACUCCUGGAGAACAAAGCUCUAGAAACGGGCCAGCGCCAGGCGGUCAGGCAGCUCAUCAGCGAGUCUCUCCAAGGAGACCUGGAGAACAAGCUCCACCUCAUCCCAGUCAGGGAGCACGACGAGUACGGCUUCAAGAUCAUCCCCGACUAUGAGGUGGAGGACAUGCAGCUACUGGCCAAGAUCCAGUCUCUGGAGAUCCGCUCCCACAACCUGCUGCACCAGGAGGCCGGAGACCAUCCGCUGCUCAGCCGCUGGGCUCAGCUCCUGGGCGGGCGCCCCUGCCACGAGCUGUCCCCCUCCCCGGAGCUGAAGACCCUGCUCCGGGCCGGCGUCCCGCGGGAGUACAGGCAGAAGGUCUGGAGCUGGCUGGUGAGGAGCCGCACGCGCUCCACGAGAGAGCGCCACCCGGACCGCUACCAACAGCUGUGCCAGAAGAGCCACACGUCUCCCCAUCCAGCCUCCAGACAGAUCCAAUUGGACCUCCACCGAACACUCACCACCAAUCAGAAAUUCUGUUCCCCCUCUAGCCCCGCCCUGCAACAGCUGGAACGCAUCCUAUUGGCCUUCUCCUGGCAGAACCCUGGGAUUGGCUACUGCCAAGGGCUGAACAGACUGGCAGCCAUCGCCCUGCUGGUGCUGCAGAGCGAGGAGGAGGCGUUCUGGUGCUUGGUGGCUGUGGUGGAGGUCAUCAUGCCCCAGGACUACUACACCAAAAACCUGCUAGCGUCUCAGGCAGACCAGCGCGUGCUGAAGGACUUCAUGGCAGAGAAGAUGCCGAGACUGAUGCUGCACUGUGAGGAGCACAGCGUGGACGUGUCCCUCAUCACCUUCAACUGGUUCCUGGUGGCCUUCGUCGAGAGCCUGCCCAGCGACAUCCUGCUGAGAGUGUGGGACGCCUUCCUCUUCGAGGGCACCAAGGUGAUAUUUCGUUAUGCGCUGGCCCUCUUCAAGUACAAAGAAGAGGACAUCUUGAAGAUCCACGACAACGUGGAGAUCUACCAGUACCUGCGUUUCUUCACCAAGACCAUCUCAGACGGAAGGAAGCUGACCAACAUCGCCUUCGUGGACAUGAACCCGUUCCCUGGCCGGCUGCUGCGGAGCCGGCGUGCAGUACACCUGGAGCGCCUGCAGGGGGAGCUGCGGGAGCUGGAGGCACAGCAGUGGGAGUUUGUCUCGGAGAGCCCCCGUAGGAAGGACAAGGACCUGGACAUGGUCAGCGAGGACGAGGAGGAGCUGUGAUGUCACCGCAGGCACUGACAGGGGUGACAGAGUGGGGGAGGGGGGGGGAGUGGGACAGACUACCUAGGGCCCCAAUGGGGGGAGGGGCCCUCAAAAAGCUUGGAAUGAACAUUUGUUGAAUGACAGAACGGACUAAACCAAAAUGGGAAGGGGGGGGGGGGGGGCAAACCGUAAUCUCUUUAUGGGGCCCCUGAUCCCGGGAUCUAGAUCACUGGCCAGGAUCUCCUCCAAUCACAAAGGAUCAGGAUGCAGGGCGACCAGGUGGUUUUGUUGACAAGAAGCUGCACAGACAAUUACAGCUUUUAACGAGAAAUGAGCAGUUUGACUGCCACAGACAACCUAGAGGGCCUGGCAACAAAGAGGGCCUUGUGGCACUUGUGAGGAUUUCUUGUUUUCUGAGUCAGGAGUUCUAACACUGAAACAGGAGGGGUGCUGCUGGAGAUGAUUGCGGGCCUCUGUUGUGUAAGGAUAGUGGGAGUAGGCAGGCAUUGGUGGUACAGAAUUUGUCAUGGCAGCGUAUUCUGACGGACUAGACCAAGUGAAUCGUUUUCACAGGUGAUGAUGAGUAACGGUUGUUACACCUAUUUGAAAGUUACCAUUGCAUUUCAUUCAACCCUAAAGCUGAAGACAAUUUAAAUGGAUCGUUAUCAAUCGUACACAGCAAAUUCAAAGUGUUGAUUUUGAAUUAAAUAUAAAUAGCAGAC
This is a messenger RNA of Osmerus eperlanus (European smelt), 3983 nucleotides long. It is a transcript of the gene tbc1d2, whose product is annotated as TBC1 domain family, member 2. The record is from RefSeq and is a predicted model, not a curated record. The transcript is spliced from 16 exons. NCBI's taxonomy places the organism in Eukaryota, Metazoa, Chordata, Actinopteri, Osmeriformes, Osmeridae. Bases 145 to 3279 code for a protein of 1044 amino acids.